Molecule: messenger RNA, 3863 nt
Organism: Musa acuminata AAA Group (dessert banana)
Lineage: Eukaryota; Viridiplantae; Streptophyta; Magnoliopsida; Zingiberales; Musaceae
Exons: 8
Coding region: 288-3578 (1096 amino acids)
Biological process (GO): peptidyl-serine phosphorylation; peptidyl-threonine phosphorylation
Cellular component (GO): cytoplasm
Molecular function (GO): protein serine/threonine kinase activity; protein tyrosine kinase activity; ATP binding
Source: RefSeq, a predicted model, not a curated record
AAACUAGUCGUUGUUUGUUUCCUACAUGCUUCCCAUGAGACAUCUACUAUUCUUUGGGCGAAUAUUCCGUUGCCGCUGCUGCCGGUAGGUGGAUCGGCAUUGGUGGUGCUGCAGCUCCCCUCGAAUCGGGUGGAUUCCAACCCCACCCCGGAUUGCCGUCCUCCGCCGGCUCCUGAUGUCCACGGAAUGUGCCGCCCUCCGCCGCGGGAAAUCGCCGCCGAAGGUCGCUCGAUCCGCUUUUCUGGGUUCCAUUUUCUAGCGUCGUAGGGGACUCUUCUUUUCAGGAGAUGGUGGACUCGGUGGAUGUGGUGUUGGAAUUCUUUAGGAAGAAUCGGUUUGCGAAGGCUGAGGCUGCUCUGCGAGGGGAGCUCAACGCGCGGUCAGAUUUGAACGGGUUUCUUCAGAAGCACCUAGCCGACGAGAAAGAAGCGGGAAGAGCCGUUGAAGAGGUUAGCAGUGUAUGGCAGCAAAGCGCGAGCACACGGAAUGCGGAGAGUUCGAAAGAGUUCAUUGUCAAGGAGAUUGAAGUAGGCGGCAUCGGGAAUGGGUUCGACAGCAAGAAGAGUUUUGGUUCUUCUCAGGGUAGGGACACGGGCUCGGUAGAUCUGUACCCAUGGAAUUUUAGUUCCACUAGCAGCAUUUCUAAUUCAGCUUCAAAAGAGGUUGGUGCCACUGUCAACAAUUUUGCUCACCUCCUGAUACCAGAACAACCAAUGCAUCGACACAGUUCUUUUGCAUUAGAGAAGAGAGAUCGUGCUGUUGGAACUGAGCCUGAUCAGCCAUUGGAGCAAAGGGUUUCUUGUGCUAAGGGCAAAGACAAAGCUGCAGUUGAAGUGACGCCUGAUAUUAACCUAGAUAGCGAUUGUGAGGAUAAAAAUGCAUAUUCUCGAGACCAUUUUCUCAAUGACCUGUGGGUGAAAAAUGAGGACCCAUUGAAGGGAUGCACCGCGGAGACGGUUUUUCCAUAUCCCUUGGAUAAUGCAGCCUCCAGAAAGUCAGGGAAGUCUCAAGAAAGUGCAGAACAGAACUUUGAUCUACAGGUAACUAGUGAAAAUUACAGGGAGGAACUACCAAGACUGCCUCCUGUACGGCUUAAGUCUGAAGACAAGUUAAUUAAUAUUCAGUGGGAUGAAAAGCCUAAUUGCCAUGGAUCUGAAAUUAAGCUACACAAUGGCAAUAAUGCCUUUAUGAAUGGGUCUUACCUUGAUGUGCCAGUUGGGCAGGAGAUUAACUCUUCAGGUGGCAGGCGAAACAUUGGAAGUAGUUGGUUGUCUGUAAGUCAAGGUAUUGCUGAGGACACUUCUGAUUUGGUAUCUGGUUUUGCUACUGUUGGUGAUGAAUCUAUUGACUAUCCAAAUGAAUAUUGGGAUUCUGAUGAGUAUGACGAUGAUGAUGAUGUUGGAUACACAAGGCAGCCCAUCGAAGAUGAAACCUGGUUUCUAUCACAUGAAGUUGAUUAUCCAAGUGAUAACGAAAAAGGGACAGGUUGUGGAAGUGUGCCUGAUCAUCAGGACCAGGCUUCCAAAAAGGAUGAAGAUGAUGGUCAUUCUUUUGCUGACUCAUACUUGUCUGGCGAGCAGUAUUUCCAGACAAAAAUUGCUGAACAAGUUUCUAUUUUCGAGGGCCCCAUGUGUGAUAGGAUGCCAAAAAUGCAUAGGAGAACAGAUGAGAACAGUCUAAUAGGUCAUUAUGAUGAGCAAUUGAUAGAUGCUGAAGAACCAAGUUUGAUGCAUUCAAAACCUGUUUGGCAGGGUUUUGUUGGACAACACAAUGAAAUAUUGAUGUCAGCAAAUGGGAAAGGCUCACCUGGGGUUGAAUCAAGUUCACAGGAGAAUCCUCUUGUAGAAGAUGGUCAGCAUGUCUCAGUCAGGUCAAUUGGCGUGGGCAUAAAUAGUGAUGCUGCUGAAUUUGGCAGUGAAGUUGAUGAGCAUUUCAUCAGAGGAAGUAGUGAAGUGGACAUAAAAUACUUCCCUGAUCGUGAUGUCAGUGCAAGCGGCAGAAGGUAUCCUCAAAAUGGUUCCACUGGUAGUGAUUUGAAUAGGAGAAAGAGGGAAAAGAUGAAACAAAAUAAAGAGGACAGUUACAUUAUUGCAUAUAAAAAGAAUGCAAGCCAUGCUGGAGCAAUCUCUGAUGGGGGCUUUUCCUUCUCACCUUCUCUGAAAAAUGGGGGCAUGCUGGAUGCUGAUCUGGGCAAAUCAUUGUGGUCAAGCAAAGCCAGUGCUGUAGCUGGUAAUAGUGCUGAUGAAUGUGCGAAUGGUACAGUUACAGAGGACAUGCUCCCCACUUGGAGGAAAAAAAGCAGUGAUUCUUCUCCUGUAAGGAGUUCCACAUAUGAGAAAACAUCUGAUGCUGCUAGAUCAAGAAACUCAAGUCCAUCAUCAGCCUUAAACUAUGGUUAUAUAGAUAGAGAGCGGACUGGUAAAGGGCACACUAGAGCAGGUGAAACGAGGGAAGAAGACCCUGAGGCAACACCAGAAGACGAAGAAAUAGCUGCAUUGCAGGAACAAGUAAGACAGAUAAAAGCUCAAGAGGAAGAAUUUGAGACCUUCCAUCUUAAGAUAGUGCAUCGAAAAAACAGAACUGGCUUUGAAGAAGACAAAAAUUUCCAGGUGGUUCUGAACUCUGUCAUUGCUGGACGCUAUCAUGUUACCGAGUACCUAGGUUCCGCUGCAUUUAGCAAAGCUAUUCAAGCACAUGACUUGCAAACUGGCAUGGACGUGUGCGUGAAAAUUAUCAAGAAUAACAAAGAUUUCUUUGAUCAGAGUCUGGAUGAAAUCAAGCUUCUGAAAUUUGUCAAUAAGAACGAUCCUGCUGACAAGUAUCAUAUUCUACGCCUGUAUGAUUAUUUCUAUUGUCGGGAACACUUGUUGAUAGUUUGUGAACUUCUCAAGGCCAACUUAUAUGAAUUUCACAAGUUUAAUAGGGAAUCUGGAGGGGAGGUUUAUUUCACAAUGCCGAGGCUGCAGUCAAUUACAAUUCAAUGUCUGGAGGCACUUCAGUUUUUGCAUGGCCUUGGUCUUAUUCAUUGUGAUCUGAAACCUGAGAAUAUAUUAAUAAAGAGCUACAGUAGGUGUGAAGUUAAAGUCAUUGACCUUGGUAGUAGCUGCUUUGAGACAGAUCAUUUAUGUUCCUAUGUGCAGUCACGAUCCUAUCGCGCCCCUGAGGUUAUUUUGGGGCUCCCAUAUGAUAAAAAGAUAGACAUAUGGUCGCUGGGAUGCAUCUUGGCUGAACUUUGCACCGGAAAUGUUCUUUUCCUAAAUGACUCUCCUGCAACGCUUCUGGCACGUGUGAUUGGAAUCAUUGGUCCCAUUGACCAAGGGAUGCUUUCAAAGGGACAUGAUACAUACAAAUAUUUUACAAAAAACCACAGGUUAUAUGAAAGGAAUCAGGAAACCAAUAGGCUAGAGUACUUGAUUCCAAAGAAGACAUCAUUAAGUCACCGGCUGCCAAUGGGUGAUCAAGGCUUUAUUGAUUUUGUUGCUUAUAUUCUUGAAACAAAUCCAAAGAAGCGGCCGAGUGCCUCAGAAGCACUGAAGCAUCCAUGGCUUUCCUAUCCUUAUGAACCAAUAUCAUCUUGAGUUCUAUUCGAUUCGCGCCUCCUAAUCUGCCGGGUGGCCAUCUAGCACACUGAGCAGCUAGAUUAGCAUACGGAAAUAAACCGUGGUGCACUCGAGAAGCUUGAAAUCUCAUUCCAAGUGGCCAACAGCACUUCGGAGUGGAGUUCCAUUGUAAUAUAAUUUGUUUUGCGUCUUAAGCCACAAUGUAAUUGUCAUGCACACUCUGUGAUGCCUCAUCUGUGAAAAGGACCAUGCCUUGUUGUAUAUGAUGCGAUUAUUAUUGAGGCCCUAUGAAAUGUUUGGUUC